This is a messenger RNA of Cryptomeria japonica (Japanese cedar), 2191 nucleotides long. RefSeq names its product protein NRT1/ PTR FAMILY 5.3. The record is from RefSeq and is a predicted model, not a curated record. Gene Ontology annotation, cellular component: membrane. Gene Ontology annotation, biological process: transmembrane transport. The coding region runs from base 1 to 1812 and encodes 603 amino acids. Lineage: Eukaryota; Viridiplantae; Streptophyta; Pinopsida; Cupressales; Cupressaceae. Gene Ontology annotation, molecular function: transmembrane transporter activity. The transcript has 4 exons.
AUGUCAUCAUUUGAAACAGAAAAAGAAAAAGAAAACAUUGUACUUGAUGGAUCUGUUGAUCUGCGAGGGAGGCCUGUUGAGAGAGCAAAGACAGGAGGAAUUAAAGCAUGCUCUUUUUUAGUUGGGUAUGAGUUCUGUGAGAGGCUGGCUUUUGGUGGGAUUUGGGCUAAUCUGGUAAUUUAUCUCACAACUAAACUACAUGAAGGGACUGUUUCUGCCUCAAGAAAUGUCACUGUCUGGACUGGCACCAUGUGGAGCAUGUCCAUCAUUGCAGCUUAUAUUGCUGAUACACAUUGGGGUCGCUACUGGACCUUCCUGGCUUUUUCCUCUGUCUAUAUAGUGGCAAUGGGGCUUUUGGCAUUAGCUGUGUCGUUGCCAUCUUUAAGACCGCCUCCUUGCUCAUCAGGUGAAGGCUGCCAAAAAGCUUCUAAUCUUCAGAUUGGAAUAUUUUACCUAGCCUUAUAUCUUGUAGCAGUGGGUGCUGGUGGAAUCAAACCAAACAUCUCCACUUUUGGUGCAGAUCAGUUCGAUGAGUUUGACCCCAAAGAAAAGUCCCACAAAAACCGAUUCUUCAACUGGUGGAUGUUCACCAUAUUCUUCGGAAGUCUGUUUGGAAAAACAUUCCUGAUUUACAUAGAAGACAAUGUGGGCUUUGGCGUGAGCUAUGGAGUCAUCACAGCAGCACUCAUCAUCUCAGGCAUUGUCUUCUUGAUUGGAACUCCUUUUUACAGACAUAAAAUAGUGGCUGGCAGCCCUCUAAAGCGAAUGGGUAAGGUAUUUAUGAGGGUGAUCAGGAACUGGAAAGUGAAAGCUCCUUCAGAUCCUUCUACCCUUUACGAAGUAGAUCCCAAAGAAUAUAUUGCCAAAGGCAGAUAUCCCAUCGCUCAUACUUCAGCUUUGAGAUUUCUUGACAAGGCAGCAAUUGUAAAAGACGGAAACGUUUCUUCAAAGAUUUCAACUGUGACAGAAGUUGAGGAAACAAAACUGAUGAUUGGAAUGCUUCCAAUUUGGGUUGCUACAAUCACACCCAGCAUUCUGGGACCACAAGCUGGCACUCUGUUUGUAAAACAGUCAGAAACACUGAACAGACAUUUGGGCUCCUCCUUCCAAAUCCCAGCAGCCAGUGUCACAGCUUUCCUCACUCUAUCCAUGCUCAUAACCACCCUAAUCUAUGAUAGGCUCCUAGUGCCCAUUCUGAGAAAAUACACAGGAAAUCCCAAAGGCACAAGUGCACUACAGAGGAUGGGAGUGGGAAUGGCAAUGCAGGUUGUUGCCAUGCUAGUGGCUGUGGCCGUAGAAAUCAAACGACUUGAAGCAGUUAAAGAUGGUGGGCUUCAAAACAACAAGAGGGGAAUUGUUCACAAAAGUAUUUUCACCUUACUUCCACAGUUUAUACUGUUGGGCAUAGCUGAUGCGUUUCUUGAUAUAGGUAAAAUAGAAUUCUUUUAUGAUCAAGCCCCGGAGAGCAUGCAGAGCAUGGGGACUGCACUGUAUACAAGCUCUAAUGGCGUGGGUGCCUUCUUCAGCAGCUUUGUUAUUACAGCAGUGAGUAACUUCACAGCAAGAGGAGGACGCAAAGGAUGGAUUGUCAAUAAUACAAAUGCAUCCCGUCUGGAUUACUAUUACGCAUUCUUGGCUGUUCUGCUCUUAAUGAAUGUGCUGUUCUUCAUGUUUGUUUCGUAUGUGUAUGCAUACAAGAGAGAAAUCACGGAGGCUUUUAGGGAACAUUCUGAGAAAGCCAUGAUUGAUACUGAUGUCAAUGGCCCCAGCUUGAAAGGAGAACAUAAUGGAUCAGACCCCAUCCAGUUGUAGUUAAUAUUAGACAGUUUAAUGUCUAUGAUCAUGCUAAUUUGAGGAUAAACAUAAAAUGAUUCCAAAAUCUGAAUCUGAUUUUAUUUGUCUGGCAGAAAGUGUUAAUAAUUCAGUCCAGUCAAUCAUAUAACAGAAAUUUCAACCCACAUUUCAAUGUUUUAUUUGGGUGGGGUUCAGCAGAUCGUCGUAUUCUUCCGGGUUUCUGCUCCAAAGGUCUCUGUCGUAGAUCAAUAAAUAUUGAAGUAUUCCAAUCACCAUUGGUGCACAUGGCUUUUAGAAGACAUGGGUCAAAUUGUCGGUGGUUUUUCUAAGCUAAAUCGGUAUUUUAAAGUUGUAUUUUAUGAAAUAAUACAAAGGGUGACCAUUUAAAUUUCUUGGA